This is a messenger RNA of Cladophialophora immunda, 2501 nucleotides long. RefSeq lists its product as uncharacterized. Bases 1 to 2310 code for a protein of 769 amino acids. The record is from RefSeq and is a predicted model, not a curated record. Gene Ontology annotation, biological process: xylan catabolic process; arabinan catabolic process. Gene Ontology annotation, molecular function: alpha-L-arabinofuranosidase activity; xylan 1,4-beta-xylosidase activity. NCBI's taxonomy places the organism in Eukaryota, Fungi, Ascomycota, Eurotiomycetes, Chaetothyriales, Herpotrichiellaceae. Gene Ontology annotation, cellular component: plant-type cell wall. The transcript has 5 exons.
AUGGCAGCCACUGUGCUUGGUCUCCUCGCGCUGCUGGCCGUGCCGGCGGUGGCAGAUUUGUUCCCCGAUUGUGUCCAUGGACCUCUUGCAAACAAUACUGUGUGUGAUACGUCUGCAUCGGUGGCAGACAGAGCCAGGGCGCUCAUUGGAGCCAUGACUCUCGAUGAGAAAUUCAAUUUGACAGGCAACACUUCCCCAGGAGUGCCACGUCUGGGAAUCCACAGCUAUCAAUGGUGGCAGGAAGCAUUGCACGGCGUGGCCAGCUCUCCAGGCGUGACCUUCAACCAAAAUGGAGAGUGGUCUUAUGCGACGUCCUUCCCACAACCAAUCCUGAUGUCGGCAGCGUUUGAUGAUGCGUUGAUUCACGCUGUCGCGACUGUUGUCAGCACCGAAGCACGCGCAUUCAACAAUGCCAACAGGAGUGGACUGGACUACUGGACACCCAAUAUCAACCCGUACAAAGAUCCACGCUGGGGCCGCGGGCAAGAGACUCCGGGAGAAGAUCCUUUCCAUCUCAAGUCUUAUGUUGCUUCCCUGAUCAAUGGUCUCCAAGGUGGCCAUGACCCAGCGAUCAAGAAAGUGGUUGCCACUUGCAAGCAUUUCGUCGCGUAUGACCUGGAGAACUGGGAGACCACAGAUCGAUACAACUUCGACGCCCAAGUUACCACUCAGGAUCUUGCCGAGUACUACAUGCAGCCGUUCCAAACCUGUGCGAGAGACGCCAAUGUCGGCUCGAUCAUGUGCUCCUACAACGCCUUGAAUGGCGUGCCCACCUGCGCCGACCCGUACAUCCUGCAAACUAUUUUGAGAGAACAUUGGAAUUGGACAGGCGAGGGCCAGUAUGUGACCUCUGAUUGCGACGCAAUUCAAAAUAUCUACAUGCCGCACGACUAUACAACGUCUCGAGAGCAAGCCGUCGCCGACGCCUUGAAAGCAGGGACUGAUCUCAACUGCGGUACAUACUAUCAGACACACCUUCCUGGAGCGUAUGAAAGGGGGCUGUUCAAUGAAAGCGUGCUCGACCAGACACUGACCCGUCUUUACUCUUCUCUGAUACGCCUGGGAUAUUUUGAUCCGGCAUCUGCCACUCCGUAUCGCUCCCUCGGCUGGCAGAAUGUGUCGACCCCAGCCUCCGAAGCCCUUGCAUUGAAGGCGGCCGAGGAAGGCAUUGUGCUCCUCAAGAAUGACGGCACGCUGCCGUUGUCUUUGCCAUCAGACAGGAACACCACCAUCGCUCUGUUUGGUGAAUGGGCAAAUGUGACGACGCAGAUGCAAGGCAACUACUAUGGCCAGGCGCGGUUCCUUCAUGGGCCACUCUACGCCUUGCAGCAAUUGCCUCACGUCAACAUCAAAUACACCAGCAGCCAGAGCAGCAUCAACUUCCCUACCACAGAUAACUGGGAUGACCUGAUCUCGGCUGCGGAAGAGGGCGACAUCGUGAUCGUUGCAGACGGCAUCAACGAUGACGACGAAAGCGAGAGCUUGGACCGGUACGACAUCAGCUGGGCCCCAGGAAAGAUCGAUCUGAUCAACCAGGUCACGGCGAUGGGCAAGCCGGUCAUCUUGCUUCAGAUGGGUGAUCAGCUCGACGACACUCCCUUCUUGAACAACCCCAACAUCUCGGCCAUCGUAUGGGCCGGCUAUCCAGGCAUGGCUGGAGGCGAUGCUCUUGUCAACAUCAUUACGGGCAAGGUGGCGCCGGCAGGAAGACUCCCUGUCACGCAGUACCCUGCCAACUACGUUGAACAGGUCGCCAUGACAGACAUGAACCUGAGGCCCAACGCCUCGUCCGGAAACCCUGGCAGAACAUACAAAUGGUACGACAAUGCUGUUCUCCCGUUCGGAUAUGGCUUGCACUACACCAACUUUAGUCUCACGGCGGUCCAGCCCAAGCAGUCAAGCUUCAACAUCUCCAAGCUGGUGUCUAGCUGCGACCGCUCGACGUACAAGUACCUCGACCUGUGCCCCUUCAGCACGUUCGAGGUCAAUGUCACCAACACGGGCAGAGUGGCGUCCGACUUUGUAACGUUAGGGUUUAUCAGUGGCCAGAAUGGGCCUGCCCCCCAUCCCAUCAAGGAACUGGUUGCGUACCAAAGACUGUUCAACAUCACCCGUGGGUCGUCGAAGACGGCGGCGCUGGAUUUGACGCUGGGCAGUCUCGCGCGGCGAGAUGAGAAUGGAAAUCAAAUCCUAUACCCUGGAGACUAUGGAUUGCUGUUGGAUGUGCCGACGCAGGCGAUGGUGAACUUCACCCUGACAGGGAGUCCAGUGACACUGGAUCAGUGGCCGCAGAGACCCGCCAGUGGGUGAAGGAUGAAAAGGAUGCCGGAAGGGACGGAGCGAGGGAGACUUGGAAGAUGCAUAUGCGUGAUUGAUAGAUGAUAGCUACCAAUGUGGGUGGCAUAGGAUUGCACAUGCUUGAGGGCACUAGCAUUUGGGAUGGCUUUGGGCUUCGCUAAAUAGACGGGGCUGUGGCUUAUGCCUGCCUAGGUACCUAAGGG